AAUCGUCUGAUCUCUAGUCCACUGAAUAUAACAAAUUCGGACUGAGAAAGUUGACAGCGUUGUCUGUUGGAUAGCGUCUUCGAUCGCGACCCCAAGACUGAGCUCUGCGUUUCCACGGUGAUCCCUGAUGGCCAUGCUUGCCAGAGCCACCGGUGACUUUGUGCGGCAGAUCGACCCGGACGGGUGCCUGAUCCCCCUGACCCGGCUCAACGACUCGGACAAGCUGGGACCGCUGGCGCUGGUUCUGAAGCGCCCGCGCCUCUGGUUCUGGCAGCGGCCCAAAUACCGGCCGUCCGGCUUCUCUCUCAACAACCUGCUGCUGGGGGACACGCCCAUCUGCCCAGGUGUGGUGGAGACAGACUUCCUGAAAUACGAGGGGACGUUUGGGAACACAGUGUCGGGGAAGCUGGAGGGGGAGGUGGGACAGGUGAACGUGAACUUGGAGGGGAAGGGCAUGUGUAAUCUGCAGUUCUCCUUUGGGAACCUGAAGAAGCAGGAAGUGGACAUUUGUAAACUGCUGCAGGCCUCCAGAGAUAGGAUGCUGAACCUGAAGCAUGGGCUGCUGCGGCAGGUGCAGGGGCGGGGCCGGGGGCGGGGCCGGGGGCGGGGCCGAAGGGCGGUGCUGACCGUGCUGAAGGAGCGGAUCGUCUCCACCCAGUCCUGCUCCAUCUCCCAGCAGGUGCAGGGUCUGGGCAGCUGCUCCGCCAUGCUGUCCCUCAUCGCACCCACAAACGUAAAGGUGAGUGUGCAGGAGAAUGGCAGCCUGCAGACGGACUGCAGCAUCUCCCUGGAGAUCCCAGAGGGCACCGUCAUCGCCUACAGCGUGAUGGAGCUGCACGUGCAUCCCGAUGGCCAAUACGAGCUCUGUUUGCAGCCGGACACUCUAGGGGGGUGUGAGGUGGAUGGGCCGAUCAGGGGGAGUGAAGAAGAGUGGGGGCCGAAAGACGGGGAACAGCCAAUCAGCAUCUUGCAGAAAGACCUCUCCGCACUGCAGGCUCAUUUCCAGUGCCUAGCAACCCUCCCUGCCCCGACCCGGUCCAGUCUGUUCCGGAACCUUCAGCAGGUUCUGCGUGACCGACCCGCAGUCAGUGUGCUUCAGAACGCGGUGGAGGAGCUGAUGGAGGGAGGUCCCUGCUCUUUGAAAGAGCUGGAGGAGUUGAUUCCCUGUCAGCAGCAGUGGGCCAGAGGGGUGUUGGACCUGCUUCAGAACGCCCCACCCCCAAGCCCUGCCCUCCUCACCUCCGUACACCUGCUGCUCAGCGCUGUGGAGGAGAUGAGUGAUGCUGGUCUGGUUCACCUGAGCACCUGCUGUUCUCCUACUGUGCUGAAGUCCCUGCAGGACCUGGUGAAUGGUGGCAUGGUGAACGGGGAGUCGGCCCUGGCUGAUGAGGGGGUGUGUCAGAGGGCGGAGCUGCUCUUCUCCUCCUCCAAUAUGGUGCUGAAGAUGGGCAGGCUGGAGGUGGAGUCAGGAGCCCAGCCGGGGCUCCGCCCCCUCUUCUUGUGCAUCGCCGUGCAAGGCCUGGCCACUCUGUGUACCGGGCUUUAGAGAGAGAGAGAGAGAGUGUGUGUGUGUGUGUGUGUGUGUGUGCGUGUGUGUGUGUGUGUGUGCGUGUGUGUGCGUGUGUGUGUGUGU
Molecule: messenger RNA, 1633 nt
Organism: Anguilla anguilla (European eel)
Lineage: Eukaryota; Metazoa; Chordata; Actinopteri; Anguilliformes; Anguillidae
Gene: gsdmea
Product: gasdermin Ea
Exons: 10
Coding region: 128-1546 (472 amino acids)
Biological process (GO): programmed cell death
Cellular component (GO): cytoplasm
Source: RefSeq, a predicted model, not a curated record